AUGUACUCCUUACGCGCAGCAGCCGUCGGGAAGAGAGGGCGCGGCGUGCGGGCCGAAGAUAAGCGGCUUAGCUCCGCACCCGAGCAAGAUAGUGCUAUCAACCACACCAAUAAGAAAGAACGAGAAGGCGAUACAUCUCUAUAUACAGCUGCCAACGCUACUGCGUACGUCCGGGCGCAAGUUCGCGGCUACAAAAUGGCGCACUGGGUAUUCCAACAAGAUUCGGCGCCAGCUCUUAGAGCGAAGAGCACACAAGACUGGCUGGCGGCGCGUGAAAUCGACUUCAUCCGGCACGAAGACUGGCCCUCCUCCAGUCCAGAUUUGAAUCCGUUAGAUUACAAGAUAUGGCAACACUUGGAGGAAAAGGCGUGCUCAAAGCCUCAUCCCAAUUUGGAGUCACAAGACAUCCUUGAUUAA
Molecule: messenger RNA, 417 nt
Organism: Parnassius mnemosyne (clouded apollo)
Lineage: Eukaryota; Metazoa; Arthropoda; Insecta; Lepidoptera; Papilionidae
Source: the annotation of a GenBank genome assembly